Molecule: messenger RNA, 777 nt
Organism: Polistes dominula (European paper wasp)
Lineage: Eukaryota; Metazoa; Arthropoda; Insecta; Hymenoptera; Vespidae
Product: ras-like GTP-binding protein RhoL
Biological process (GO): small GTPase-mediated signal transduction
Molecular function (GO): GTPase activity; GTP binding
Source: RefSeq, a predicted model, not a curated record
AUUAAACGAUAAAAGAGGAGAGGAAAAAAAAUUAGAAAGAAAUAUGUCACGUAGAAAUAAACCAAUAAAAAUUACUGCAGUCGGAGAUGGAAUGGUUGGAAAGACAUGCAUGCUUAUUACUUAUACCACGAAAAAGUUUCCAACGGAAUAUGUACCUACUGUCUUCGACAAUUAUGCAGAUAUUAUUCGUUUAGAUAGCCAAGAAUUUGAUAUAACCCUUUGGGAUACAGCCGGUCAAGAAGAUUACGAACGUCUUCGGCCAUUGUCGUAUCCAAAUACCGAUUGUUUUUUACUUUGUUUCUCGAUCAGUGCUCGUAGUUCAUAUGAAAAUGUUGCAAGUAAAUGGUAUCCAGAAAUAAAACAUCAUUGUCCGCAUGUACCAAUAAUACUUGUCGGUACUAAAAGCGAUCUCAGAGAUCAAGAGAAUUUAGAUAUAAUAACGCCACAUGAAUGUAAAAAAAUGAAAAAGAAAAUUAAAGCCUCGAAGUACGUCGAAUGUUCAGCUGUAAAACAAGAAGGCUUGGAAAAUGUCUUUCUAGAAGCCAUUAGAGCGGUUUUAGAAAAACCACCAUCUAGGAAACUCUGUUAUAUUUUUUAAAGAAACCCACACAAAAAUUUCUAUAUUAUUUAUAUUUAAAUUUAUUAACUACAGUUAUAUAUAUUCAAAAACAAAUUCUAAUAUAUGUAAAUUUUAUUAUUAAUUAUCGCGUACUACGAAGAAUGCUCGAUUGUUAGACAAUGGAAAUUUUAUCAACAAAAAAAAAACUUUUUUUAACU